AUGCAGUUUGUGGAAAGGCGGGAUAAGAAGAAGGAGAUUAACGUGCCCCAUACGAGCGACUAUUCGGACUUGUUUGGAGAUGAUUAUCUCGUGGGUAUUGACUUGAAGUGCGUCACGAAGAUGAAGGAGGAGUCGGCAAAGGCUGCAAAGGAGGCGGAGAAGAUUCACGCAGAGCAUGAGGCCCAACGGCAAAAACGCUUGAAGGAGGCUGAGGAAAUUGCAAGGGAGGCGGCCGAAAUGAAGCGCAGGGGAGUCAACCAAAAGGAAACGAACGUGUGGCGUCUGAAGGCUACAGAAAAGGACUGGGUUGCUGUUGACAUUCCUACGAAUGCCCUCACCCCGAGCGAGAGAGCGCAUCUGAAAGCAAGUUCGUCCUCCGCACAACCAUCGCGUUUGGGUGUCGCGUCUAACAGUGGCAUCACCAAAGUCUCCAAAGCGAAACGAGAAGCACUUGGCGCAGCCGAAAUAGCCAAGAAGAAGGCAGCGUUAAGGCAGUCAAUUCUUGCGGCAACGGGUGGUGCUAAGCCAGCGAGAACGAACCGUGUACGGUCCGUGAGCAGCUCUCCUGAAAGAAGACCUAUGCCGUCUGGAAAGCGAAAGAGAGCACUGGAUGAUGAUCGACGCAGUCUUGAUCGGCGAUCCGGAGAUAGACGUCCUGCCGAGCGUCGUUUAGUGUCCGACCGCAAAUACGACCGAUCUGCGAGGGACGACCGGAGACCAAAGAAGCCACGUUAUGAUGAUCGAAGCAUGGGAUACAAUAGCGAGGAAUGGGGCGACGAAUUAGAUGGCGACGAUGACGACAACGACGAGGACUUGUUCGGUAUCGAAGCUCUGGAUAGGGAGGAGGAAGAAAGUGCUCGUCUGGCCGCCAUUGAAGAUCGACGAGAGUUAAGACUCGACGCUCAACGGAGGAAGGAAAAGAAGCGACGACGAGAGGAGUACGAAAGACGUCGCUGA
Molecule: messenger RNA, 957 nt
Organism: Chondrus crispus (carragheen)
Lineage: Eukaryota; Rhodophyta; Florideophyceae; Gigartinales; Gigartinaceae
Exons: 1
Coding region: 1-957 (318 amino acids)
Source: RefSeq, a predicted model, not a curated record